AUGGGGAAAAAGAAGAUUGCGAUUGAGAGGAUUGACAAUUUAGCGAACAGGCAAGUGACUUUCUCAAAGAGAAGAGGUGGAUUGCUCAAGAAAGCCAAGGAGCUUUCGAUCCUCUGUGGCGGCCAAGUUGGUUUGAUCAUCUACUCCAGUACUGGCAAGCUCUAUGAAUAUGGAAGCUCCAGCAUGAAGUCAAUUAUUGACCGCUACAAUAAACAAAAAGAGGAACAUCAUCCGCUUAUGAAUCAAGCUUCAGAAUCCAAGUUGUGGCAGAGAGAAGCAACGAUCUUGAGGCAGAAACUGCAACACUUGCAGGAAUUGCACUGGCAAUUGAUGGGUGAACAACUUUCUGGUUUGAACAUUAAUGAAUUGAAAAAUUUGGAAAAUCAAAUGGAGAUGAGUUUGAAGAAUUUCCAAAUCAAAAGGGAUCAUAUUUUAACUGAAGAGAUUAAAGAGCUACAACAAAAGGAAAAUCAAAUUCGUCAAGAAAUUGUACAACUCCAUAAACUGAUAGAAGUCAUCACUAAAGAAAAUGCAGAAUUACAGACUAAGAUUUGUGAAGAAAGGGUUAUGAAUGAGGAAAAUGGGAAUUCUAAUCCUACAAACACUAUCAGCAACAAGUAUGGAUUACAUUCACCUAUCCAUCUUGAGCUGAGCCAGCCACAGUCUCAAAGUACUGAAUCACCAGCUAAAGCGUCGAAAUUGGAGUAUAAUCCAUCAAACUCAUAA
Prosopis cineraria is the source of this 726-nucleotide messenger RNA. Its product is annotated as MADS-box transcription factor 23-like. The coding region runs from base 1 to 726 and encodes 241 amino acids. The record is from RefSeq and is a predicted model, not a curated record. Gene Ontology annotation, cellular component: nucleus. Gene Ontology annotation, molecular function: RNA polymerase II cis-regulatory region sequence-specific DNA binding; DNA-binding transcription factor activity, RNA polymerase II-specific; protein dimerization activity. The transcript has 7 exons. NCBI's taxonomy places the organism in Eukaryota, Viridiplantae, Streptophyta, Magnoliopsida, Fabales, Fabaceae. Gene Ontology annotation, biological process: positive regulation of transcription by RNA polymerase II.